Bombyx mandarina (wild silkworm) is the source of this 843-nucleotide messenger RNA. RefSeq names its product 2-oxo-4-hydroxy-4-carboxy-5-ureidoimidazoline decarboxylase-like. NCBI's taxonomy places the organism in Eukaryota, Metazoa, Arthropoda, Insecta, Lepidoptera, Bombycidae. The record is from RefSeq and is a predicted model, not a curated record.
AUGUCGUUUUUACUUAACAUCUCACAAGUAAAUGCUCUUAGUGACGAACGUUUUGAGUAUGUGUUUAGAAACGUAAUUGAAUUAUAUCCCGCAGCUGCGGUAGAAGUAGGGAAGAAACGACCAUUUAAUAAUUCAACAGAAUUAUGUGCUGCUUUUGACAAUUAUUUGGAAGAGCUGAGUACGGCAGAAAAGAACAAGGUAUUCAAAUUUCAUCCAGAUUUAGCCGGAAAGAUUUCACAAAUGGGAGAGUUAACGCCAGAAUCUACAAAAGAGCAGAAUUCUGCUGGUUUAAAUCAAUUGAAUUCAGAACAGAAAAGUUUGAUAAACCAUUAUAAUGAAAGUUACAAAGAAAAAUUUGGAUUUCCAUUCAUUGUAUGUGCAAGGGAGAAUAAAGUAGCAUCAAUAUUAGAAGGCCUGCAAAUCCGAUUGAAAAACUCGUCUUUCCAGGAAUAUCAAACUGCAUUAAACGAAGUGAAAAAGAUAUGCAAAUAUAGAAUCUAUGACAUUGUUGCCGAAAAUUAACCUUUCUCAUGCAUUGUAAUGAACCAAAAUUUUAAAUAAUAAUAAAAUUUCAUUGUGUACCUAUGAUUUCUUCAUUAAUACAUUUAACAAGUUAUAACAUAAUAAUAUAUAAAUUGAAUGAUAGGUCAGAGGAUCCUUCCCGCUACGUAUCUGCGUGGUAACGACUAUGCCUAUUCACCAUCAGACGCGAUGUGGGAUCAUUCAUAUAGUCUACCUAGUGGCAAUGAAAAAAUUUAUUAAAAUAUACAAAUAACACUGAAUAUAAUUAGCCCGAUAGAUGUAACACUACAAUAUAAUUUUUAUGCCACAUAGAACAAAUGG